ACCAAUGCGUAUUUCUAGAUCCACCGUUUGCGUUUGUUUUUCCACUGUUUUCUUUUGUGAUUACAUAUUCCUUCAGUUUGUGAAAAAACCUAUUGUGGUUACAGUGCAACCAGUGGAAAUGGAAUAAUGCUAAGAAAAUGACCAUACACACACGAAAAAAUUCAACAGCAACAAUGAAAGCGUAGACAGUGAUAAAAGUGAAUGAAAAUAAUCAGCAAAGAAAAAUGAGUGACGUGGUGGUACCACUGAUGGAAUGGAGUACGGGAGACUUGAUAUGGUUCGACCCCGGUGUUGGCCACUGGCUACCGGGGGAAGUGCUGGAAUGUCACAGGAGUGCCAACGUGCUGACCGUCCAGGCCGUUAUCAGUGGAAAGCCCCAGACUUUCGCCCUUACGAAUGGCGAAGGACAGGUGCGCCGGCGCCAAGACUUGGGCGUCGGAGGCGUCGAAGACAUGAUCCAACUGUCAGAUUUAUGCGAAGCCUCGCUAUUGUGGAACUUGAAACUGCGCUACGAUCGAAAUUUAAUCUACACAUAUGCCGGAAGCAUUUUGGUAGCAGUAAACCCUUACAGGAUGUUCGAUGGGAGUUACGGCAUCGAAUCCGCCCAAAAGUACAAGGGGAAGAUGAUCGGAGCGUUGCCCCCGCAUCUGUUCGCUUUGGGGGCGGCCGCCUAUUCCGCCCUUCCAUAUCCGCAGGUGGUCGUUAUAAGUGGAGAAAGCGGCUCUGGAAAGACUGAAUCCACGAAACUGGUGAUGCAAUAUUUAGCUGCCGUCGCCCCUUCGGCACCUAGAGGUCAAGCUUUGGUCACCGAACAAAUACUAGAAGCGGCGCCCCUUCUGGAAGCUUUCGGCAACGCCAGGACGGCCCGAAAUGACAACAGUUCACGAUUCGGCAAAUACCUUGAGGUCUAUUUCAAAAAUGGAGCCAUCAUUGGGGCCAAAGUGACGCAGUAUUUGUUGGAGAAAAGCAGGAUCAUCACUCAGGCUCCCGGUGAAAGGAAUUAUCACGUUUUUUACGAGUUGCUGGGAGGAUUGACCCAUGCAGAGAAGCAAAAAUACGGACUCGUUGAUGCUGACAAGUAUUUUUACUUGAAUCAAGGGGGUGGCGAUUGUGCACCGGGACAUUCUGGCUCCGGGGCCGAUUGGGGCGCCUUAACACGAGCCAUGCAAGUUCUCGGCGUCGGCGAAUCUGAACAAGAGGGCAUCGUCAAAGUUCUCGCCUCAGUUCUCCAUUUGGGCAACGUAUACUUUCACCGCAGACAGUUGCGACACGGCCAAGAAGGAGUUGAGGUCGGUUCGGACGUUGAGAUCAAAUGGGCGGCGCAUCUGUUGCAAAUUUCCGCGGGUGGCUUGCAAAGGGCGCUCACCUCGAGGAUCACGGAAGCGCGGGCGGAAAGAGUGUUUUCACCGUUAAGUAUCGAUCAAGCUCUGGAUGCAAGAGACGCAUUUGCAAAAGCUCUCUAUUCUGCGUUGUUCAACUGGUUGGUGAGUCGUGUGAACUCUAUAGUACAACGUGGUGGACUCCACGAUGCAGCAAGAAUUUCAUUGUUGGAUAUUUUUGGUUUUGAAAACUUGAAUGAAAAUUCGUUCGAACAACUGUGCAUAAACUUUGCAUCUGAAUCACUUCAGUUGUACUUCAAUAAACACGUGUUCAAACUGGAGCAACAAGAAUAUGCUAAAGAAAGAUUGGAGUGGACCAAUUUGACAUGGACCGAUAAUACCCCCGUAAUUCAACUAUUAGGGAAAAAACCUGUUGGGAUAUUGCAUUUAUUGGAUGAUGAAAGUAACUUUCCGAAAGCUUCGGAUGCUUCUUUCUUAGAAAAAUGCCAUUACAAUCACGCUUUGAAUGAAAAUUACUGCAGACCAAGAGUGGGCGGAAGGGAAUUUGGGAUCCGCCACUUUGCCGGACAAGUAUGGUACUCCGUUGACGGAUUUCUAGACAAAAACAGGGACGCCCUACGUCCAGAUGUUGUCGAAUUAUUGGCAUCCAGUAAAGAACCUUUGGUUACCGCAUUUGCCAAACCAUUACUUACGCAGGCACAAACCAGAACCUUACCCAGAGGAACGAACGGACGAUUCGUCACUAUGAAGCCAAGAACACCAACUGUUGCAGCAAGAUUCAGUGAUAGUUUGCAGCAACUGUUGGAAUCGAUGAGUAAAUGUCAUCCAUGGUUUGUACGAUGUAUUAAACCAAACACAGAUAAAACACCGAUGAGAUUUGAUAUGCCUGUUGUUUUGGAACAAUUAAGAUACGCUGGAAUGUUGGACACAAUCAAGAUAAGACAGUCCGGUUAUCCUUUGAGGAUGAAGUUCCAACAGUUCGUUGAGAGAUACAGGUAUUUGUUGGCGGGAGUGUUGCCCAGAGGUGCGCCGUACAGAGAUCUGUGCAGGGCCAUUUUAGAACAGAUGCCAGCAACUGGUACAGAUGGACCCGACUACCAACUGGGAGCAACAAGGGUUUUCCUGAGGGAAAACCUCGAACGCCAGUUAGAAGUAACUAGGCAAGAUUCCUUGAAAGGAGCAGCUACAACUAUACAAAAGAACGUGCGAGGUUAUUUGGCCAGAAAGAAGUACAAGAAUCAUAGAAGAAAUGCGAUCACCAUCCAAAAAUACUGGCGCGGUUAUAAGCAACGCAGAGACUAUGAGAAAAUCAAAAGAGGCGUCAUUAAAGUCCAGGCUUUAUACAGAGGAAGGAAAGAACGCAAAAGAUUCGGACAAAGAAAGGCGGAGUACAGGAGAAGAGUGGAAGCUGAAAAAGUGGCGCAGGAAAGAGCUAAACAGAGAGCGGCGAGAGACGCUCAGCUUCAAGCUCAAGCUCAAAGAUCUACUCCAGCAAAAAUGUCUAUUCAUCAUUUAGAAAUACCUGCUGAAUUGGCCUUCAUCUUUUCCAAACUAGACGGUUAUAAUCCACCACAUAUCGAGAGAAAUUUGGUGAAGGUUUUAGGUGGCGUUAACGGAAAUCCUCCACAGCUAACCCUUCCCCACGAUUUAAACCAAUUCGAGUUUUCGAAGUUUUCUUCCGUAUACUUUAAAGGUGCUGAUUUACAUAUGAAGAAAGAACCAAUAACUGCUCCGUUUCUUUCAAAAGCGGCAGCAAGAGAUCAAGACUUUCAAGAUGCAGUGGCAAUUUUUAAAUUAAUUUUGCGUUGGACCAAUGACCAGCAACUGACUGGCACUAGAGAACGAGCUUUGGCCGAUUAUAUGAUCCAUAAAGGCUUAAGUUCUAGGGGACUAAGAGAUGAGUUACUCAUUCAAUUGUGUAAUCAAACAUGGAAGAACGACAACGCUGAUAGAGUUUGGCAAUUGAUGGGGCAUUGUUUAAGUUGUUUCCAACCGAGUCCUCCUUUAAGUAAAUAUUUAUUAAAAUUUGUAACGGACCAUGCAGGGCCAGCCCACAAAGAAAUGUUGCAGAGAAAAAUAACACGUGGCAUACAAAAAGCACCACACUCCCGAGCGUUACCUCCGACAUUAUUAGAAUGGAGGAGUGUUAGACAAAAAUGUAAUACAGCAUUACCUUUAACCCUUCCAGACAAUGUUGUUUCUACUGUAUAUGUUGAUUCUUGGACCACAUGCGAAGAGGCUGCAGCUUUGGCGGUUUCUGCUCUUGGCAUUAACUCAGAUGGUUGGAGCGUCAUUAUGGAUGAUGCCGGGGUGAUUUCAGAAGGCAACGGUUUGGAUUACAUCAUGGAUUUGGUGUCUGAAUUAGAAUUGUGUCCGGCAUUCCCAGUUUCCAAGUCAACAUUAUUAAAAACUGGUACUAGAAAACAUACUCCGACAGAAACGGACCACCAUACUUUGUCUUCACCAACUAGACCACAAGUGCCUCCUCCAGAACCUCCUAUUAACAUUUCGAGGAAAGUAUCCAGAGAAAUUCUAAGACAAUCACCUUCUGCUCAAAUUCAGAUGCACAACUCUAGAAAAUCAUCGAGAAACAUUGAACAUCAUGAUCCAAUUGAAUACACUCCUACUAGAGAGUCACCAGUCACUAGCACGCCUGCUAGGAAAUCAUCACAUGAGGCUCUUUCAAGAAGUUCUGCACUAAACGAACGAUAUUUCGAUAUUGAAAAAGUCAGAUCCAGAAGUUUAGACAAUUUACUUAGCGAACCGGAACCAACACCUUUGGCAGAUUUAGGUUUAAGUCAGUCCUCAAAAUUGAACGAGCGGUACCAUUCCGUCGAACAACUGGCUCCAAUAAAACCCGUAAUCGCCCAUCAAAAUUACAUUUCUAAACAAGAGAUAGAUUUCGAAUAUCCGGAUGUUUCAAGCGUCAGCACAUCACACAGAGGAGGUCCAAGAUAUGUUAAAUCCCAGUACAUGGGUAAAAAAGCACCACCAGGUUCUCAUUCUAGUCGAGCGCACAUUGAAAAGUCUGAGUUUGGAGUUAGAAGUUCAGCGAUGUCGGACACAAGCGAAGCUCCGAGUCUUGCAAGUCAUGUUAGAAGAGUCAGAGUACCAAGUCAAGCUUCAGAUGUCGAUCAGUUCUUGGAUGAACUUUUUAGUCCCGUUUUAGAUGGAAAUCUGGAUGAGUUGAGUGAUGCUAGGUCUCUAGCUGCCAGUAUAAAAGGCGGUGCUAAUAGUGACGAUUAUAUUGAUGGAUUAGAUGAUUAUUUGGAUGAAAUGAUGGGCAAUGUAACAAUGGCAAACGUUUUUAUGUUGGAUGCUGUAGAAAUUGCCGGUAAAAUCAAAGGUGGAGGACAUAGAGAUCGAAGCAACAGUCAAGGAAGUUCGGUACUCGAUCAGGAAGUUGAAAGUCUUACAUCCGGUACACCCAGGUCUAACAACGCAAAUGUGGAUGAUUACAUCAGUGAUCUGUUCAAACCUAUAUUUAUUAAUGACAGUUUGAAAAAUUUAACUAAGAAACACAAUCUUGUAGACAGCAUCAAAGGCGGAGGAACAACCCACCAACAAAACGCAUCUGGUUCAUCAAAUUACAACUUGGCAACAAUUCCAGCACCGAUGCUGAGUCCAGCUCCUUUGAUGAUGCCACUUUUGAGCCCGACACAAGAAGGUUUCAUGCCUGUCUUCAAUAUGCCAGGAGUCGGUAUGCCUUCAAAUGGUACAGACAUUGCUGCAUAUCAACAGAAUUUGCAAAGGGCAUUUUUACAGUCAGCUAUGGCACAAAAUAUACAGAUUCAACAACAACUCUUGGCUCAAAACCAGGCGUUACAACAACUGUUGACUCAACAAAGCACUGCUACUACAGAUGUGAAAACCGAAACUGUUCAAACUACGACAAUUAAAGCUCAAAUUCAUCAGUCGUCAAGCCCAAACAGAAAAUCCAGUUUUAAGUCUGGUAUUAUUACUAGGAAGAGUAGUUCUCCAAGUGUGACCUCUUCAAUCGAAUACAAGUCGAGGAAAGCUAGUUCUUCAGAUUCAACCAAUAGUAUUACGAUGAUGACGAGAAAUGGUAUUCCACCACCACCACCGAUGCCUCCACCGAUCGAUCCGUCGGAUCCUAGUGAAGUCAGACCGUUCUUGGAUCCGUAUGGAAGGGCCAAAACAGUCAGAAUUGGAAAAUGGAGAUGGCCCCCUCCGAAGGAGGACAAAAGUGUUGAGAAUGGUGAAGAUUUUAUGCAAUUUAAACUGAGACAAAAUCAAAGAAAAGUGACCCCAAACAAAGAUCAAUCUUUAACUAACGGUCAUAAUAAUCAGAGCAGUGCUGAAUGGGAAGAAAUUGAAUUCGAACCUAUGAUAAGGGAAAGUGAACAGAGGGUUAGUAAAGUCUCGUCGAAACGCGCCUUCGAUAUCGGAGCUUCUAGACCGUCACCAGGAAGUGUCGGCAAGUUAAAACUGAGUUCUGAAAUGAGACAAAGAUUAGAACAAGUCACAGCCAAUCAUUCCGUUAGAUCUACGAGCAGCAAAGUCGACAAACCAGCUAGAACUGUUAACAAGCUGGAGGACACAAGGAAGAUGAUGCUUGAACAACAACUAGCAGGAAGAUGGGGGGACGAGUCUCAGGGAACUCUUAGCGGAAAAUCCAGCCCAGAAACUCCGCCACACACAAUGCACAAUGGCACGAAGUCCCCAACGCAGCAAAGUUGGUCGAGUUCUAACUGGAAGCCGGGUCCUCCACCGCCACCUAUCGGUCCUAAUUCCCUACCUCCAGCUCCAGCAGGUCCUGCACCACCACCACCGGUUGUAAGACCGAACCAGCCUCCACCUCCUGUUGAACCAGUUCGGGACUCUUUCAUGGCACAACGACAAGAUCGGGAUACAUUCGGCGUUCAUCAGAAUCGUGUCGUGCAUAACAAUUCGAAGAGGAAUUCCUUUAGCGCCAACUGGGAAGUUCAGAGCAGCAUUACGCAGGAAACACAAGACGAUGGUGUCAGUUGGGCCAAAGAAGGUAUAGAGGUGGACAAAUCAGAUGGCAGAGCAUCCAGAGAUAGUUGGGAUCAGGCAGAUUCAACCACAAUAACAUCUAUAGACCAACCAGGAAGAAGGAUGAGCGACAAAUGGGAGAUUGAAAGAAAACACUACGAAAAGAACAACAACAAAAUGAUCAAAGAGCCAACGGAACGUCCGACAUUCAGAACUCAUCAGUUCAGUAAAAGUGCCAUGGAAAGAGAAAAGAAACAUUCGGUGGCGUCUACACAAAUGACCGAUAGAACUGAACGUAACGAAAUACAAGAAUGGCCCGAGUUCAUGCGACCAAUUCAAACUCCACCUCCGAAGAGUCCAGUACCUCCAGCUGUUGAAGAACAGGAGGAAAUCACCGCCCCAAAAACGAUGGGAAGGCUGUUGCCCUUAGGUUCUGCUGCUUGUGUUACUUAUAACAGAGUAUCUUGGUUGUUGAGAGUGAGAAAAGAGUUUUUCUCACCGUCUGAAUCUUUGGGUGCUCCAAACGGUCUCCAUUUGAUCUUUUGUCAGAUCGUCGCCGAUGUUUAUGGGUUAACACCUUGUCUGAGGUUGACUCAAAGCGAGAAACGGGCUGGAGUCAAUAUGUUGUCUGGUUAUGGAGUCACAGCAGAUAAUUACAACCAGUCUCACAGGGCUAACAUUAAAAGGAACGUGAUAGAAUUAGCCAGAACUUGGCCCCUCUACUUUGCAAGACUGUUUCCCGUUUCUGGGGCGGCACAACUUUCAGAAGUUCAACUAAUUGCUGUUUCGCAUUGGGGAGUUCACCUGGUUCGAAGGGAACACAAUCAUCUUCAAGUAAUCAAAUCUUUUGCUUUGAGUGAUAUCGGAUCGUGUACAGCUCCAAGACCGACGAGCAUUAGUAUUGACGGUUCACAAGGAAGAUUGAGUCUACACACGCCGAGAGCGCAGCAAAUCUCCGAAAUGGUUACAAAGUUCUGCACCGAAAACAGAAAGAUGCAAAUGAAGACGUCGCCACCGCCGCGAGUUCCACCAGUGGAAAGGAUCGCCGGCGACAUGCCGGUGAUGAACGGCCACGUUUCGAACGGCGUCCAGGAAGCCAGGGAGCCUCGGGAAUCGAGGGAGCACAGAGAACAUCGAGUCGAAUCGUCGCGAUCCCAUAACAGGGGUGACGGCGCUCAAUCGCCCAGUAGUCCGGUGCCGCCCAGCGGUAAAUACUCUCUGAUGCAGUACGCAAUGCAAAACUUCAGGCAAAGCUCCGAUUUGGAGUUGUUGAAAAUGGACUCCUCGAUGAAGUCGAAGGAGAAACGCAAAGAAUGGACAUGGAAACAGCAAACGGAUUUGAUAAAAUGGCAAGGAGUACCAAUCGACGGUCCGUUACUGAGAUUAGAAGAGCCAGAACUGAUACCCCUCGCCAUCGAGUGCUUCGAGUGCAUCCUUCGUUACUGUGGAGAUUUACCUCUCACGCCGGACAUGAGCGAAGUUAAGUGUGUCUACACGGUAUUGAUGCAUUGUCACAAAUAUGCCCAAUUAAGGGACGAAGUUUACUGUCAACUGAUGAAACAAACUACCAGUAACAAGUCCGAAUCACCUGAAUCUUGUCAAAGAGUCUGGAGACUGUUAUCGAUAGUCGCAGCCUAUUUCGCGUGUUCCGAAAACCUACUACCCUUCCUGAGCGAACAUUUAUCUAGCGCAGCCUCGGAUCGUCGAAGAAUAUGCCACGGAACCGCCGCCGUUUGUCUCAGCAACCUGAGAAAGACCCAAAGAUGUGGAGGUCGUAAAAACGUACCCUCCGUCGAAGAGGUUACAGCAGUCAGUGCAGGUAGAAGCGCCAGAAGGCAGAUUUACCGUUUGCCCGGUGGCGCCGAACGCGUUGUAAACACGAGGUGUAGUACGGUGGUCGCGGAUGUCAUCCAAGAACUCUGCGGCCUUAUCGGCGUCGCCACAGAAGCCGAACAACAAGAAUUCAGUCUUUAUUGUAUAGUUCAAGGGGAUGCUUUCACUAUGCCUUUGGCGGCAGACGAAUAUAUUUUGGAUGUGACGACGGAGCUGCAUAAGGCGGCGCAACCCUUUUAUUUGAUAUUUUGCAGGUCGGUUUGGUACCAUCCCUUGAAACACGAUGCUAGUCCGCUUUACACUGAAGUGUUAUUCAAUCAAGUCGCCCCCGAUUAUUUGGAAGGUCUGCUGUUGAGACUCGGCAAUCCGAACUUGCCUCCAAGUGUAGUCAGAGACAUGGCGUUGAUUGCGGCCCUUCUUCAUCGAGCUGCCGACUUGACUCACGCUCCGAGUAUUAAAGAAGUUAAAUUUCUACUUCCCAAACCGGUAUUGGGACUCCGAGAACCCCGUCCCCCGCAGUGGUUGGCCUUGGUGCAAACCUCCUGGGGACAAGCUGUAGGUCUUCCGGUCUCCAGAGCCAAGCACAGAGUCCUGCAAGUUCUUAGCAAUUGGCCCUUGUUCGGCAGCUCAUUCUUUGCCGUCAAGCGUGUCUUAGGUGAAAUUGAGAACUGGCAAGAACAUAUUCUCGCCCUGAAUCGUGGCGGUGUCCAUUUCUUGGACAUGGUAAAUCACGAAACUCUCCAACACUGGCCUUUUGCCGAAGUAAUUUCAACUAGGAAGGUCCGUUCCGAAGAUGGAGCACUCUUUUUGGAUAUGAAGUGCGGCAAUUUGUUGCAGCAGAGGGUUACAAGAUUACAGACUGAACAGGCCCAUGAAAUUUCCAGGCUUGUUAGGCAGUAUAUUAAUUUAGAACAGGCUCACAGUAAUAGAAACCAGUAAUAAGACUCGUAAAUUGCUCACUUAUAUUUCAGUGAGAUUGUGCACUUUUGAAGACAAUUCAAAAAUGUUGACACAAGUAUAGUUAUAGAGUAUUUAUCAUCAUGUAUUAAAAAGAAAAUUGUAUUUUAUAUAUGUAUGCAUUGUACUAUAGUACUAUAGACCCAACAAUAAUCCGUCCAUUAUUUUUAUAGUUUGUAUUGUAAAUCGAAAUAAUAAGAUUUGCAAUUUUUAUAUAUUAUUAUAUGAUAAUAGUAAUUAUUAUUAAUUUAUAUGAUUUAUAUUAUAUAUGUAUGAAGACCAGAUUUGAUUACGAGAUAGAUUCUGAUUAAAGAGUAACUUUAAACCGAAUCUGUUCGAAACAAAUAAAUAAAUAUAUUGAAUCGGUCUACCCAUUUAUGUGUACGUAAAAUUGGUGUAUGUUGUUUAUAGUAAAUAAAAAAUUAAAAAAAAAA
Molecule: messenger RNA, 9541 nt
Organism: Aethina tumida (small hive beetle)
Lineage: Eukaryota; Metazoa; Arthropoda; Insecta; Coleoptera; Nitidulidae
Product: unconventional myosin-XV
Exons: 14
Coding region: 225-9089 (2954 amino acids)
Cellular component (GO): myosin complex; cytoskeleton
Molecular function (GO): cytoskeletal motor activity; protein binding; ATP binding
Source: RefSeq, a predicted model, not a curated record